CGUAACGCGGGGGUUGGCGCCGCUGACAAUCCUCGCGUGUACGGAGGCGGCGAGCGCGCCGGCGCGGGUUACUAUGGCGAUGCGGGCUCGAUGCUGAGCUGGGCCCGCCCGCUGCUGCUGGCGGCCAUGAGGGACCAGGCGGCCACCGCAGCCGGGGAUGGUGGCGGUGUCAGGCGGCUGCGCCUCCUGCGGCAGUCCGCAGGAGCCAGGCCCGGGCUCAGGCCGCGGCCUGGAGUUGGAGAUUGGAAUGAGGUCUUAAGAGAAACUGUAAAUGUUCUCCAGAGUGGUUGUGUAGUGGCUGUUCCAACAGACACAAUCUAUGGAAUUGCCUGCCUGGCUCAGAAUUCCGAAGCCAUCCAAAGAAUUUACGAAAUUAAAGGCCGGAAUACAGACAAACCUUUAGCUAUUUCUGUUGGAAAUGUUGAAGAUAUUUAUAAGUACUGUAAGGUCACUGUUCCUGACCAGGUAUUAAGUGAUCUCCUUCCAGGACCUGUAACGUUGGUCUUUAAGCGGUCUGACGGACUGAACAGGGAUUUAAAUCCUUUCACUGACUUGGUGGGUGUGCGCAUUCCAGAGCAUGCAUUCAUGCAGAAACUGGCACAACUGUGUGGUGAACCUCUAGCAUUGACAAGUGCCAAUGUCAGCUCCCGAACCAGCACUUUAACCCCAGAGGAGUUUAAGGAUAUUUGGCCUUCGUUGGGUCUUGUUGUCGAUGGUGGGCCUGUUGGAGAUAUGAUGAGCCCUGAAUGUCGCUUGGGAUCAACAGUGGUUAACUUGGCCACACCAGGAAAAUACAGUAUCAUCAGGCCUGGAUGCGCAUUUACUGCCACAGUGGACAUCCUCCAGAAGAAGCAUGGAUUAUCCUUGUAAUGCUAAAAGUGACAGAGACUAUCAGAAAUGGCUUAUUUCCCUGUGUACAAAAUAAAACGCACAAUAAUUUGUCUUUA
Amblyraja radiata (thorny skate) is the source of this 947-nucleotide messenger RNA. It is a transcript of the gene yrdc, whose product is annotated as yrdC N(6)-threonylcarbamoyltransferase domain containing. The record is from RefSeq and is a predicted model, not a curated record. The coding region runs from base 91 to 870 and encodes 259 amino acids. Gene Ontology annotation, molecular function: nucleotidyltransferase activity; tRNA binding; double-stranded RNA binding. The transcript is spliced from 6 exons. Gene Ontology annotation, biological process: regulation of translational fidelity. Gene Ontology annotation, cellular component: cytoplasm. Lineage: Eukaryota; Metazoa; Chordata; Chondrichthyes; Rajiformes; Rajidae.